Messenger RNA from Somion occarium, 1227 nucleotides. The record is from the annotation of a GenBank genome assembly. NCBI's taxonomy places the organism in Eukaryota, Fungi, Basidiomycota, Agaricomycetes, Polyporales, Cerrenaceae.
CCCCGGAUACGUUGAAUCAGUAUCAACGGAUAUUCUUUGAAGACCAACCCCGGAAAAGUCGGAGUUCGGCCUCUUCUUAGUUAUCCUCACGUCACUAGAUAUUCCAAUAUUCUUGACACAGAAACCUCAACUGCAGCCUGGUGGUAGAUGGUGAGGUGACUUAGAGAUGUAGAGGAUCUCAAGUCAUUACACGACGUCAUUCUCCGGACCCUGGAGGCGUGUGAGUGCAGACGACAUACAGCCCAGCGACAGCAAUCAUUUGUCGUUCUGAUCACAGUUGUAGCCAUAAAGUAUUUAAGAAGAUGUCGAGGUGCUGAUACUGCAUUUCAACGCCUUCAACAUGGCAGAAUUAGACUCCUCAAUCUCCAUCGAUCAUCUUUUAGGUCCCUUUGUGAUAUGUGCUUGUAUCACAUUCGUGAUAUUCGGGAUUGCCGUUGCCCAGUCCUAUGUUUAUCUACUCGACUGCGAAAAGGAUCCGACAUGGUUAAAGCUUUUGGUUGCUUCGGUUACUAUACUGGAGACAGUGCACACAGCCAUUGUUAUGCAAGUCUUGUAUCGCUUCACCGUCACUGGAUUCGGGAAACCAGACGUAAUUGCAUUGGUAUCGUGGGGACCUCCUGCCGCGAUCUAUAUUGAGCACGUCAUUCUUGCGCUUGUUCAAGGGUUCUUCAUUCAUCGCUUGUGGAUCCUUAGUGAGAAGAGUAUCGUGUUAGUUCUCAUUCUAUCUGGACUCCUUUUCGUUCGCUGUGGUCUUGCAAUCGGCGCAGGAACUCUCGGUUUUGUCUAUGACACUUGGGAGUCGUAUCAAUCUGCAUUUGUUACUGAGGUCAUCGUGAACGUCACGGACAGUUUUUCACUGCUAGUAGAUGGACUGACGAGCAUCGUAUUCGCGUGUGUAAGGGUUGCUGGCAAGUAUUCUACUGUGGCCCCAAAUGUCAACGAGUUGACUGGCUAGAGGGACAUUGUGAGCGGUGUAUAAGGCUCAGAACGCAGGACGACGAACAAUGAAUCGCCUCGUGAAUCGCCUUCUGGUUCUUUAGAUUGUGAAAGUCUGUCCAUGAGAUGCUCGAUCAGAUCACCUACUUUCUCAGUCAGUUUCGUAAUCCCACAUUGUCCCCUGGCAUUGCAAGCUCCAAGUCAAUUUACGCUUCGUCACCUGUACCUCAUGCUAGUACGAGUAUCGAUCCCUCCGCUAACAUAAUACUAAGUAGAUGUCGAGACAAUCUC